Messenger RNA from Zeugodacus cucurbitae (melon fly), 6274 nucleotides. RefSeq names its product GTPase-activating protein (gene RasGAP1). The coding region runs from base 396 to 3554 and encodes 1052 amino acids. The record is from RefSeq and is a predicted model, not a curated record. The transcript is spliced from 6 exons. NCBI's taxonomy places the organism in Eukaryota, Metazoa, Arthropoda, Insecta, Diptera, Tephritidae. Gene Ontology annotation, biological process: intracellular signal transduction; regulation of GTPase activity.
UCGUCCAACGUACUAGUUGUUCAUCCAGUAGUGUCGCGGCUCGUAAUUCUUGUGCACAACUUGUGUAUUAGCUGGUUUUUCACUGCGGACAUACGUUUUGCGGUUGAAUGAAACUUGUGCAGCAGCAACAAAGUACCCCGCCGACUCCGAUUUCGUCGUUUUACUUUUAUAAAUUACCUACAAGUUAUGUGUACCCAAAAGAAGACAACUAAUUAUUUAAAAACAAAUGAGUUAAUUACAACAAAUAUCCUUAUCUCAAAAAAAGAUUUGUGCUAACCGCACGCAUUUAAUGCAUUAAAUAUAAAUAAACAACGGCAACACUGCAGCACUAAAGUGUAGUAAAAUUUCCCUCGUGUAACGAACACGAUAUUGUGUGGAACUGGAGAAUUAACGAAAUGCAUCUGAAAAAGAAAUACGAGGAAAGAGACGACCACAGUAUGGAACAUACAAGCAUUAGUUAUGGAUCCAACAUGGCCGAUAAUACACGCGAAGUACGAAUUGAAGAGCAAUUAAAAGUGAAAAUUGGAGAAGCCAAGAACCUGAGCAGUCGCAAUGCGGCCAACACCAGUUGCAGCACACAAGGCGUACGUGAUGUAUACUGCACAAUCGCACUGGAUCAGGAGGAAAUCUGUCGCACACCUACCAUCGAACGCACAUUGGCGCCGUUUUUUGGCGAGGAGUAUCAAUUCAAAAUACCACGACGCUUCCGUUAUCUCUCCAUAUACGUGUGGGAUCGUGAUCGACAUAUGAAACAAGACAAACCAAUUGGGAAGAUAGCGAUCAAACGCGAAGAACUGCAUAUGUACAAUCACAAGGAUAAUUGGUUUGCAUUGCGGCCGGUCGAUUCGGAUUCCGAGGUGCAGGGUAUGGCGCACAUUGAGGUGCAAUAUGAGGAGGUGCAACCGCCCGUACAUGAGCAACGUAUCAAUUUAAUACGACCCAGCGAAUAUGAUCGCAGUGACAUCAUCGAAGAUAUUAGCCAUCAUCAUCAGCAUCAAGCGCAUCUGAACGAUUACAAAGAGAAUAGUGAACUGAGUAAUAUACAGCGUGGUUCCUUGAAAUCACGCGGCCUCUUUGGCACACAUAACGAACACAGUACGAAUUGGAAAAAUGUGAUGGCCAUGCGGCAUGCACGUGUUGCGGUCCGUUGUUUGGAAUGUGUUGAUUUGGCUAAAAAGAAUGGUACUUGUGAUCCGUAUGUUAUAUUUACAGCGACUUAUACGAACAAACGACAAGUGACGAGACGCACAAAAGUGCGUGAGAAGACCGUUAAUCCGGAAUACGAUGAGACGGUGUACUUUGAUCUCUGUAUUGAUGCUGAUAAUUCGACAACAAAGUCGAUUUCCUCACAUCAUGAUGCCAGUACAACGAACUCCAAUAAGGGUUAUACUAUUUAUCCGCUAGGCGGUGCUGAUCUCUGUGAGAUUUCCGUUGCUUUGUGGCACAAUUCGGCGGGCAUGGCGGAUAAAGUGUUCCUCGGUGAAGUGAAAAUACCCAUUUCAAGUAAGCAACAACAAAUCGUCGCCCAACAAUCCGCCUGGUAUUUUUUACAACCACGCUCAGCCAGUACAACGAAUCGUUCGUUGUCGUCCACACCGCGUUCAUGCGCUACCCCACCUGGUACACGACUCAGUUGCGACAGCACGAUCGGUACGUUACGCCUGAAAUUACUUUACACCGCCGAUCAUGUCUUCCCGCUGGCGACCUAUGAUGACCUAAUGAACCUGCUAUUAGAGUCGGUCGAUCAACGACCUAUCACAGUGUCCGCCGUCUCUAUACUAGGUGAACUAGUGUCGUGUAAGACGGAUAUGGCGCAACCAUUGGUGCGACUCUUCACACACACCGGACGCAUUGCAUCGAUUAUCAAAGCUUUGGCCGACUAUGAAAUUUCAAAUCUCACAGACCCUACGACUAUUUUUCGCGGCAAUACGCUUGUUUCCAAGAUGAUGGACGAGGCUAUGCGACUGUCUGGUCUGCCUUAUCUACAUCAGACGCUACGUCCGGUGCUCGCGCAAAUACUGGCGGAAAAGAAACCCUGCGAAAUCGAUCCAUCCAAAGUAAAGGAUCGUUCAGCAGUCGAUACAAAUUUGAAUCACCUGCAAGUUUAUGUUGAACGUGUAUUCGAUGCAAUUACGAAGAGUGCGGAACGCUGUCCGAAGGUGCUCUGUCAGAUAUUUCACGACCUACGCGAAUGUGCUGGCCGACAUUUCCCACGUAAUCAUGAAGUGCGAUACUCAGUGGUAUCGGGUUUCAUAUUUUUACGUUUCUUCGCACCAGCCAUACUAGGUCCAAAGUUGUUCGACUUGACGUCAGAACCACUAGAUCAUCAAACGAAUCGCACGUUAACGCUAAUUUCGAAAACGAUACAAUCUCUGGGGAAUUUGGUGAGUUCACGUUCAUCACAACAGCCAAACAAAGAAGAGUACACCGGUCAGCUGUAUAAGCGGUUCUACACGGAGAAACAUGUGACGGCAGUUAAACACUUUUUGGAGGUGAUUUCAACGCCCGGUGAGGAUUGUGGACUGCAAGGAGAUUCAGCCAAUAUAUUGUUGCCAGUUGUGUGCCCUGCAGAUGGUACACUCGAACCAGUAUUACUUAAAGAGGGGAUGAUGACGAAAUAUCCACAGGGCCGUAAACGAUUCGGCCGUCGGCGUUUCAAGCAGCGUUACUUUCGUCUAACCACAAAAACCCUCAGCUAUGCCAAAUCAAAGGGCAAACAACCCAUCUGUGAUAUACCAUUGUCGGAGAUUGAGCGCGUCGAGCAGCUGAAUGAGAAGAGUUUUAAAAUGCAAAACUGUUUUAAGAUCAUACGUAAGGAGCGUUCGCUUAUUAUACAGGCAACCAAUUGUGUGGAGGAGCGCGAAUGGAUCGAUUUGUUGCACAAGAUCUGCCUUACCAAUUCCAUCCGCCUGCAGUAUUUCCAUCCGUCCGCCUUUGUGAACGGCAUAUACAGUUGUUGUUCGCGUUCGGACGAGAACGCACCCGGCUGUCGCACUGUCUCCGCCGAAGCGAUCAAUUACUUUCAAAUGGAUCUUGUCACCUCACUCGAUCCUGCGCUCGAUCUGCAACGCAUACAUACGUUGAUUAUGUCUCAUAUGACCCAACUGGUGGCACCGCUGGAUCCGAUUGCCUUCCAUCAUUUGCAGCAGGGUCACAAUCCACUUGGUCCCACCGCAUUGGCGUUGCAACAAACGCCAGCCGCUUAUGCGGAAUUUCAAAAUACAAUCGAACAACUGCGCAAAGUGGCAUAUGCCAUUGAUCGCGAUCACCGCAACUACAAAGCGGGCAUAGCGCGUGAGCUGAAGUAUGGCAGUCGACAGGCACCGAUUGGUGAUGACAACUAUUUGCAUAUGAUGCAUGCGGCCGGUCACUUCAAUCUGCAGCAACACCAGCAGCAGCAGCAGCAGCAACAACAUCAACAGCAGCAACAACACCAACACCAGCAGCACCAACAACAAGUGAUAUUGCAUACACAACAACAACAGCAGCAGCAGCAACCGCAAGUUUUGCCACAAAUGCAACACGUGCGCGCAUAUCCAUAUCAGCUGAAAUAGCUGAUGCAAUGAAAAACGUUGUGCGUGGAGCCGACUUUUCAGUGUUAGAAAAUAGCAGUUAGUGUAGUUGUAAUAUACAUAUGUGUAGUAGAAGAUAGUUAAGAAGCGCUUCGCUUGGGACGUUAUGUACCUAAACACUUGAAAAGCAAUAGGUACUUACUUACCAAACACAAUUUAUUUAUGUCAAAUGGCAGCUAUAGGUGGGCACGACGCUCAUUUCUUUGUUUUUUUUUUUUUUUUAAAUAUGAAACUCAAUUAUUAAUGCGUCUGAUAAUCGUAAUAGUGUUGAUUUGGACAUCAGCCCAUAAGCUGCUGCAUUCUGGUACAAGUUAUAUCGUGUAACUUACCCACUUCCCAGAAAUGUAACAUAAAUACCAAGCAACCAAUACUACAAGCAAAAGUUCAAAUUCUGUGUAAAAAAUUAUGUUCUAAAUAUUUUUAUUAUAUAUACAUACAUAAUUGCGUAAAUCUAUUUAACAAAUACUUACUUUGUACGAAUUAUUAUUAAUAUACAUACUAAAAUAUUAGCAUUCGUAUUCGCAUGCGUAUGUACGUGUGAGACUAUUUAUUUUAUACAAACGCUAUUAUAUAAAUAUAUAUAUAUAUAUAUAUACCUACUUAUUAUUAUAUAAUUGUAUACAAAUUUUAAGUGAAAUUAAGCAAGAGUAUGUAACUGCGAGCGUUAGUUCUAAAUUAAACGCUUUGUAGUGUGUGUUUGUAGAUAUACUUAUAGAUACAUAUAUAUAUUUACAUAUAUAUUAUACUUGUACUACCUAUACGAGUACGUAGUGAAAUAAGCUGAUUUAUUUAUAAACCUAACUUAAAACUCUGGCUUAACAUACACCUUGCGCCUCGAUUCACAGAGGUCAACAGUGCAUUGUUGAAACAGUUAAGAAAUGAACUCCAAUUUACUGCAUUAUAUGCAUGCUCCAAGCUAAAAAAAUGAAAUGAAAUGAAAUUUGUUCUGUAUAAAGCGCUUUAGUGUAAUAACUGUUGAACUAGAGAAAGAAAGCGAUAAAUGAAAUGUAACUACAUAUGAAUAACUGACAUUAUACAAGUACUUUACACAUACGUGUAGCGAAAUUGUAUAUAAUUGUAAAGAAUUAAGUAAUUUUAGAGUAACUUAAUGAACAACUAAACACUGCAACAACUCUAUGCAUAAUAAUAUUCUGCAAAUAAGCUUUACUUUUCAGUGUUUAUUUUCAAAACUUGAAAGAAAAAAAGUGUGAAAUGUUGAAAGAAUUCUUAUGCAAAUUUGUUAUACUACAUAACUUUACUUAAUACAUAGCAUACAUUGUAAAUGAAUUGUAACAUAAUUAUUAAACUAUUUGUUAUUUAUUUCGACUGUUUCUAAAUUAUUAACUACUUCAUUACUUAAUGUUACUUCUUUAAUUUAUAAACAUCUACAGUAUCUAUGUUACUAUUGGAUAGCAUAAACGUUUCCAAUAUAUUAAAUAUAUAGUUUAUUCAGAGGCAUUUAGUUAUAUGCUUAAAGACUGAAUGUGGUUGCAAAAGUCAAUGCAGAUUGUAAAUACGAAACAGACAAUUGUGAAUGCUUAUUUGCAGAAAGUAUAUGGAAAGUAUAUGGAAUAAGAAUAGCAACAGGUUUCUACAAUAUUUUUCGCACACUAUAUGCAAUUGCUACACAGCAUUUCACUAAUUGUUAAAUUAAAAGCAAGAAAUGCAGUAGAUGAAACUAAAAACAUUUUUCAUUUAUUAUUAACAAAAUGAAUGAAACCCCGCUUAUGACAUCUAACAAAUGUUAUUGCAAGAAAGCAUUAAGUCUAGCGCACACUUAAUUUAUAUACAUACAAUCAUACAUUUGAAAAAUCAGUAAUCUCAUUUCAUUCACAUACACAUUUUGAAGAAAAAAAUUUAAAUAACUGCAUAUAAUAUAUAAUCUGUUAAUUUUUCCUUUUUCUGAACUAAUUAAUUAAAACUGUAGUCCACUUGUUGCCGUUCAUUGUACUUCCAAUGGUAAAUAAUUCGUAGUUUCUAGUAUGUUUUCUUCUCUUUAUUAAGCUCCUUUGAAAAACACUGUCUUCCCAUUUGUGUCUUCGCAUUGUAAUUAUUUGUUUUUUCCGUACAUCGAAUUUUAUUAGUUCAUUUUCAGUUUUCAUUUAAACAAAAGCAUUCCAAGCAUGCUACACAUUUUCAUUUUCUUUUGAAUUAAAACAUAAAUAUAUUUAUAGAGUAAUAAAAAAAUGAAUAUUUCAUUUUAUUCAAUUGUAAAUUUUGAUUUCGCUUAAUUAUUUUUAAGAUUGUAUAUACAUUAAUGUCGGUCGCAUUUAUUAUUAACAUUGACAACGAUUGAAUACAUACAAACAUACAUGCAUACGAAUACUACAUAACUAAUGUGUAGAAAAAAGGGGCGCCAUACAUUAGCGUUUAUACUUAAGCAUUUCUCGAUUAAUCAUUUGUUCGUUUCAUAUAAAACUUUAGCAUUAAGUUACUCGUUUAUUAUUUAAUUAUUUGAAUUAGUUAAUUUCUGUCUAAUUACUUUCAGUUCAUGUAAAUUAUUACCGAAUAAGCAAGUUUUGCUUUUUACUAUUACAAUUAUAAUUAUAAUUAAAUAUCCAUUAUUAUUAUUAUUAUUAUUAUUAUUAUUAUAUUAAAGCAACAUUUUGUAUUAAUUUAAACUAUUUUUAAGUUUGUAAUCGGUACAAAAUUUUUUUAUUAAAGAAACUUCCAACUUGGCAUUUAUGACUAGUAAGAACGAA